AUGGCUGCUCUCUUGCUGAGACAUGUUGGCCGUCAUUGCCUCCGUGCCCAGCUUAGUCCUCAGCUCUGUAUCAAAAAUGCUGUUCCUUUGGGAACCACGGCCAAAGAAGAAAUGGAGCGGUUCUGGAAUAAGAACAUGGGUUCAAACCGUCCAUUGUCUCCCCACAUCACUAUUUACAGUUGGUCUCUUCCCAUGGCGAUGUCUAUUUGCCACCGUGGCUCUGGUGUUGCCUUAAGUGCUGAUGUGGGACCUAGGAAAAGGCCUGAAGAUUCCCCAGCUGUACCAGUCUGGAGUAGUUGUCUUGGUUCUCACUGUAUUGUCCUCUCUGAUGACAACAUUGAGCAUAACGUGAAAUUCUUCUGUCAAAUAGACAAGUGA
This is a messenger RNA of Chrysochloris asiatica (Cape golden mole), 378 nucleotides long. RefSeq names its product succinate dehydrogenase cytochrome b560 subunit, mitochondrial-like. The record is from RefSeq and is a predicted model, not a curated record. Gene Ontology annotation, biological process: tricarboxylic acid cycle; mitochondrial electron transport, succinate to ubiquinone. The transcript has 3 exons. Bases 1 to 378 code for a protein of 125 amino acids. Gene Ontology annotation, molecular function: succinate dehydrogenase activity; electron transfer activity. Gene Ontology annotation, cellular component: membrane. Lineage: Eukaryota; Metazoa; Chordata; Mammalia; Afrosoricida; Chrysochloridae.